AUGCCCGCCGAAAGCGACCCUGAGUCCAACAAUGGCAACUCAUCCAACUCUGGCCAAAACGGAUCCGGCUCUGGCACACAACCCGAAGCCUCCGGCGGGGCAACACGCAAAACUCGAGCGACCCCGAAACGGGAUCCCGGGGUGGGAGCGAUGAAUCGACGGGCGGCAGCGGGUCUUCGUCGAGCGACCCAGCUCUCCCUUCCCGGAAAUGGCGACUCUUCCGACUCGGGUGGCUCAGGUGGAACCGCGGCGCUUCCCGGUCCCGGAUCCAAGGGCAACUCGACUCCUGCGAUUGUCGCAAGCGUGACUGUGAUCGUGGUUGUCCUCCUUUUACUUCUCAUCUUCCUCUUCCGAUAUCGCCGGACGAAGAAGGACAGCACCAUGGCCAUGUACGGCCGACGAGAUCGCACCCUUUUCGCCCUUCGUCUGAAGCAGAAGCCAGGAAACCGGUCCUCGACCGUCAUGGGCGGCCUCUUAAACCCGGCACGUUCGAGUCCCGACAGCCCAACGUUUGGGGGAUCGCAGCCUGCAAUGGUGGAGCGCCCGAAUCCGGUUGCCCAACGUCGCAUUAGCGCAGCCAGCGCCGCCAGCGCCGCCACCGACAUGUCGAAUCUACCUUCUCCGACUUCGACCGUAUUCGGCGGCACCAUCUCCAUGUUCCCCUUCCACCUUCGCAACACUCGCUCCCAAACUCGCCCUCCCAUUCCCCACCGAGUCGAUGGCGGCAGCGGCACGAGGCCACAACCCCGAACCUCGGUCGGCGCCGUCUCACAGCUCUCCCGGCCCAGCGAGAUCCGCGUAUCCUUUUCCGACGUCUCGGGAUUUAGCGACACGGCGUCCAGUUACCGUGCGGAUAUGUACGCCACGCAUCCAACCUGGCAGCCUGACGCGCCGGUGCCAGGACCGCCGAGGUUAAAUAGCAUCCGCAGGCAUACCGAAAUCGGCGAGUGGAAUAUCACAGGCUCCGGAAACCACAUCAUCAACCAGGUUGCGCCAGGGAAGAACUAG
Messenger RNA from Parascedosporium putredinis, 1008 nucleotides. The record is from the annotation of a GenBank genome assembly. Lineage: Eukaryota; Fungi; Ascomycota; Sordariomycetes; Microascales; Microascaceae.